Messenger RNA from Prunus armeniaca (apricot), 1068 nucleotides. NCBI's taxonomy places the organism in Eukaryota, Viridiplantae, Streptophyta, Magnoliopsida, Rosales, Rosaceae. The record is from the annotation of a GenBank genome assembly.
AUGAAGUAUCCUGACAUCUAUAAGGAAUUCGGAAUGAAUCUAGAGACGGGUUUUCUGCUCUAUGGGCCUCCAGGAUGCGGUAAAACACUGAUAGCCAAGGCCGUUGCAAAUGAGGCAGGAGCUAACUUCAUUCAAGUUAAGGGCCCUGAACUUCUGAAUAAAUGGGUUGAAGAAAGUGAGAAGGCAGUUCGAACAUUGUUCAGCCGUGCAAGGGCGUGCACACCAUGCAUACUUUUCUUUGAUGAGUUACUUGUAGAGUUAGACGGUGGAGACCAGCGGAAGGGUGUAAUUGUCGUUGGUGCCACUAAUAGACCGGAUGUAAUGGACCCUGCUGUUUUGCGACCCGGAAGAUUUGGUAAGCAUAUUUAUGUUCCCCUGCCCAGUAAAGACGAGCGUGGUUUCAUCUUAAAAGCUCUUGCAAGGAACAAGCCUAUAGAUUCCAGUGUAGAUCAGAGCGAGAUUGGACUGAGAAACGCGUGCGAAAAUUUUACUGGAGCUGAUCUUGCUGCACUGAUGCAUGAAGCUACCAUGGCUGCUGUUGAAGAGAAACUGACAUCAAUCGCGAGUUCGGAUUCAUCUCCCUGCACAAUCAAAGAAACUCACUUUGAGAAAGCACUGGCUAAAAUCACACCAUCUCUAACAGACGAGCUUCUGGCGAAGCAUAGUGACCAGGGAGUCAAUCUAGUGCACUCGGAUUGGUACAGCUCUUCCCAGACUUAUAUGGAACUCUCUACCCAAAGCAACCUGUUCAAGCUUGUGCUCAUCCUUGAGCAAAAUCUCAAGACACCGGGCACCAGAGAGGCUAGUUUGUUCAAAAAUAAGGCCAUCUCUUUCCUUGGUGCUGAGUGUGAGCUUGAACAGAGCAAGGGGGAGAGACGAAGAGGAUGGGAUGGGAGGUCUCAGACUCGGACUUUCUCAGAACAAAAUCAAAACCAAAGUGGAAGACAGACUUUACUUGUAGAGUUGGACGGUGGAGACCAGCGGAAGGGUGUAAUUGUCAUUGGUGCCAGUAAUAGACCGGCUAAAAUUUACCCACAAAAGCUAGCUACACAGAAAAUCCACUCCUAA